UUUGGGCUAUCAUAUUUCARUUAGACCGCUAGCUAUUGUACGCUGGUGGUAUAUGUGGACUCCUAUCUAUGGUUUCGCUCAGUUWCUGGACUUUUACAUAAAAAUAGGGUUGUUAAAUGAGCCCUUGCGCAAACUUAAGUGAAGAGUGAUACAUCAACAUUGAUGUGUACACGAAAUGCGUCUAUCCACKAUCCUACAUGCAUUGCUGACUAUAUUUAUCGCUGUGAGUUCAGUCAACGAUCCGCCAUCGUUCACAGACUCAAGCGAUACUUCCGUCGAAUGUUCAAAAAACCAAAUGCARCUUGUGUUAAAAAGAAAAAUAUUUGGAACUAUUGACAUCAAGUUCCUUAGGCUACUCGAUCCCAAAUGUAAACCUAAAUCAAACGAGAGUCACGUGUUAAUAACAGCGCCUCUGAUUGGCUGUGGYACCACUGUUAGACAUACGAACAAAGCAGUCAUCUACAGUAAUGCCGUUACUCAGACAGACSCAGUAGGAAUGGUUACGCGGAUAAAUAAGGUCAAUAUACCUUUUAGCUGUUACUAUGCUACUGAAGGAAUUGCAUCGACUCUUGGAAUUCUUCCUAGACUAGUAUCCAAAGURCUGUCAGGUUCCAACUCGUCYACCAACUUCGUCCUYUCCAUGAAUMUCUAUAAAGACAAUUCAUACAGWGAAGAGUUUGAAGCAAAAGACUUUCCACUAACCCUUGGGAUAAACCAACCGCUCUUCCUUGAAGUCAAAGUUGAAUCUCCUGAUGAUCGUCUGUCUGUGWUGACAGAACAUUGCUAUGCAACUCCAAAUCAAAAUCCUCUUGAUAAAAUCACAUACAAUGUCAUACAAAAAGGGUGUCCAUCAGAUCCGACAUUGCAAUUUUACGACUCACAACAAACAAGGACUCGGUUCUCAUUCRAUUCGUUUCAGUUCGUUGGUGCAUCUCAAAAGUUUGUUUUUAUUCAUUGUAAACUUGUUGUUUGUAAUUCGACGGACCCGUCAUCGCGCUGCGCACGUGGAUGUGAGUCAUCAGCACAAAGUAGAAUAAGACGAAGCCUGAAUAAUGAAGAUUACGACUUUACCCAGGGUCCAAUAUUGGUCGAAGAGCUCGUACAAGGCAAGACCGCAGAAUUUAGUAGUUUAGAACCAAGUUCCUCUCUGUAUGCUUGGCUGUUUAUUGGACUKACUGCAAUCUGCCUGGUUUGUUUGACAAGUCUUAUAUUCAUGCGAAGAAAGAUAUUAAGAGCUCGAGAAAACCACCACAUUUCAUCAGAUAACUCGAGGGAGACGCGCCUGUAAGCUUUAGAAAGUAUGGGCAAGAUCAUUAACCCGAAAAGUCUUGAGAGGGAUCGUUGAAGAACCAACACAUUUCGACACACCAUUGCUGUGGUUUGAUGAUGUUAACGUGGUUAUUGGUAUUGUAGAACACAUCUUAGUGACUGACAGACUGGAAAGUAAAUCCAUAUCGAAUCAACCAAGGACAAUCUAUAGAGUUGAAGUAAUGUGCAGAGGACAUUCAGCAUCAUCAAUCAUUAAUGUCGAUAUCAUAGGCGAAUGGACUUAUAGAUAAUGACUGCAUAGAAAUUGUAAAGAAAGUAAAUAAAAUCUGACUGGAAUGUCCUCUUUGCGGACGUACAUUACAAAAAAUGCCUGUGUCAUGUUGCAUAAAAAAACUACAGUCAUGCAUUAAAAUAACAAUUACAAGGAAAA
Exaiptasia diaphana is the source of this 1699-nucleotide messenger RNA. RefSeq names its product ZP domain-containing protein. The record is from RefSeq and is a predicted model, not a curated record. Bases 176 to 1288 code for a protein of 370 amino acids. Lineage: Eukaryota; Metazoa; Cnidaria; Anthozoa; Actiniaria; Aiptasiidae. The transcript has 5 exons.